This is a messenger RNA of Phalaenopsis equestris, 2285 nucleotides long. RefSeq names its product pentatricopeptide repeat-containing protein At4g16390, chloroplastic. The record is from RefSeq and is a predicted model, not a curated record. Gene Ontology annotation, molecular function: protein binding. NCBI's taxonomy places the organism in Eukaryota, Viridiplantae, Streptophyta, Magnoliopsida, Asparagales, Orchidaceae. Bases 154 to 2223 code for a protein of 689 amino acids. The transcript has a single exon. Gene Ontology annotation, cellular component: chloroplast.
CAAAACAACUCCUAAGAAUGGCAAAGUGCCCAUCAGACCGCGAGACAUCUCUCCCUCUAUCCGUCUCUCCAUAGCAGUAGAUAAGAAAUCUCCAUUCCUCUCCAAAAUCCCACCUUCACUCCUCUUCCCUUCUCAAGAUCGAAUCUUGCAAACAUGGCGCUUCCCCUCUCCUCUCAUCUCCCCUCCACAUCAUCCCCAACUCCUUCCCAUUUCCUCCACGUCAUCCCCACCUCCUUCCUCCCCCCACACCAAGCCCCUCCACAUCUCCACCGCAUCUCCCCUCCCCUCCGCGUCAGACUUACCCUCCGAAACACUCCUCUUCAGAUUCAAGAAUCCGAUGAGCCCUCUGCCGCCGAGAAGAUUCCAAAGCCCUUCAAGAACUCAAUCUGGAUCAACCCCAACAACCCCCGCGCCCCCGCUCUCCGCCGCAACUCCGCCGAUUUCCGCUACGCCCGCCUUGCCCACCUCGCCUCCACCCUCGACUCCUCCCCCGCCGACGUCCCCCUCCUCCUCUCCUCCCUUCCCACCCCCACACCAGAGCCCGAAGCCGUCAUCAUCCUCAACAACAUGGAGAACUCCUCCGCCGCGCUCUCCGCCCUCCACUGGUUCCUGCAAAACCUAAAAUUGCAAAAGGAGGUUAUCCUCUUCAACGUCACCUUCAAAGUCCUCAGAAAAUGCAGGACUUGGGACGACGUAGAGCCCCUUUUAAUGAAAAUGCUGGAUAGGGGAAUUCAGCCAGAUAACAUCACCUUCUCCACCUUAAUUAGCUGCGCUAGGGUUUGCGAUCUCCCAGCCAAAGCUGUGGAAUGGUUCGAGAAGAUGCCGGAAUUCGGUUUGAGUCCAGACGACGUCACAUACUCAGCCAUGAUCGAUGCUUAUGGUCGCUUGGGCAAGUUGGAGAUGGCUCUCCGUCUAUACGAUCGUGCCCGGAAAGAAAAAUGGCGUCUUGAUCCCGUCACUUUUGCGACUCUCAUUCGAGUUUAUGGAGCUUCCGGUAAUUUCGAUGGCGCACUCAAUGUGUUUGAGGAAAUGAAAGCUCUAGGUGUGAAGCCAAACUUAGUCACGUACAACAAGUUGUUAGACGUCAUGGGCAGAGCUGGAAGGCCAUGGCAGGUGAAGAACAUUCACAAGGAAAUAAUCAGCAACAAGAUAUUGCCUAACAGAAUCACUUAUUCUGCUCUUAUCAGAGCUUACUCCCAAGCUCGUUAUGCCGCCGAUGCUCUGACUAUCUAUAAGGAGAUGAGGAGACAAUCAAUGGAGCUCAAUGUGGUAUUAUACAACAUGCUUUUGUCUAUGUGUGCUGACAUUGGCUAUAUUGAAGAAGCUGUUGACAUUUUUGAAGAUAUGAAGGGGUUGCAGGAUACAUAUAAGCCUGAUAGUUGGAGUUAUUCAUCCAUGAUUACAGCUUACUCUUGUGCUGGGAAUGUUGCAGAAGCUGAAAAAAUGUUGAAUUCAAUGAUGGAAGCAGGAUUCCAACCAACCAUCUUCGUGCUCACGUCGAUCAUACAGUGCUACGGGAAGGCUAAGAGGAUUGACGAUGUUGUGAGGACCUUCGAUAGGCUAUCGGCAUUGGGCAUUUCGCCGGACGAUAGGUUCUGCGGCUGUCUUUUGAACGUGUUGACACAGGCGCCACGAAACGAAUUAGGGAAGGUGAUUGAGUUGAUUGAGAGAUCUAAUCCUCAGUUGGGGUCUUUUGUCACGCUAAUGGUGGAUGUUGGGGCUUCUGAGGAAGUAUUUCAGAAGGAAGCUGAAGAACUGUUUAGUAGCAUCAGUGAGGAAGUGAAGAAAGCUUAUUGUAACUGUUUGAUGGAUAUGUGUGUAAAUAUAAAUCAGCUCAGUAGGGCGUCUGUGCUUCUUAAACUCGCGCUGAAACUAGGUAUAUAUUCGACGCUGCAAUCGAAGUCGGCGACUCAGUGGUCUUUACACGUUCGAAGUUUGUCACAUGGAGCUGCUCUUACUGCUCUGCAUGCGUGGAUGAAUGAUAUGAAGAAGGCCAUGGAGGAUGGGGAGGAGCUGCCUCCAUUGCUUGGCAUUCAUACGGGUCAUGGAAAGCAUAAAUAUUCAGAAAGAGGGUUGGGAGCUGCAUUAGAGUUCCAUUUGAGAGAGCUGAAUGCUCCAUUUCAUGAAGGUGGUGAUAAGAUCGGAUGGUUCCUGACAACAAAUAUUGCUGCAAAACUAUGGUUAGAGUCUAGAGGGGCUCCAGUUGAAUUAGUUGUUGCUUAAACUGUAGCAGUUGAUGCAGUGAUUUUAUUUUACUGAUUAUAUUCAGAAAGUAAUUUCUGCAA